Molecule: messenger RNA, 147 nt
Organism: Ambispora gerdemannii
Lineage: Eukaryota; Fungi; Glomeromycota; Glomeromycetes; Archaeosporales; Ambisporaceae
Source: the annotation of a GenBank genome assembly
AUGGAAGUAGAAGAAGUAUUAGUCAAUGAACAUUCUAUUGCAAUAACUGGACAUUUUGGAAUAGAAGCAACUUACAAUCGAAUUUCUCAAAAUUAUUAUUGGCCUAAAAUGCACCUAGACAUUGAAAAUUAUAUUAAAGCUUGUGAU